Phragmites australis (common reed) is the source of this 1432-nucleotide messenger RNA. RefSeq names its product protein VTE6, chloroplastic. Lineage: Eukaryota; Viridiplantae; Streptophyta; Magnoliopsida; Poales; Poaceae. Gene Ontology annotation, cellular component: chloroplast inner membrane. Bases 102 to 1187 code for a protein of 361 amino acids. The transcript has 5 exons. The record is from RefSeq and is a predicted model, not a curated record.
GGAAGGCGUAUUAUGCGAAGCCGCGAACCCACCGACGGUUGGGGUCACUGCUGCUCCUGCUUUGGCUGCUUCCCGAGUUCAGCGAUUCAGGUUCCUCUCCAAUGGCGUGCUCGCUCCUCCCGCUCCACGCCCCCCUCUCCUCCUCGCCACGCAUCCUCUCCUCCCGUUCGUCCUCCCACCCCGCGCCCAGAACCCUACACCUAUCACCUCGUCUGCCUAGGGUUCCGAGCCGCCCGCUCCCAUCCCCGCCCCCGCCGCGCGCGCUUACGGACAUUGCCGCGGGGGCGGCGGGGAGCCUUCGGGACGCGCUCGCCGACGCCUUCCUGGCGUCGCCGCCUACGUGGCGUUCGUCCGCCGUGAGCAACCUCUCCGUCUUCGUCGCCGGCUCGCCGGUACUCCUCUCCGGCCUCUCCGCCCCCGGCUUCGCCGCCGCCUACCUCCUCGGCACCCUCAUGUGGCGCGCGUUCGGGCCCCCGGGGUUCCUCCUCGUCGUCGCCUACUUCGUCGUGGUGAGUCGAUCCGGCCGGUACUGCAUUAACCGUUGGUGCUUCGGCGGGGAUGGCUUGGUUUAUUUUGAAUUGGAUGGGUCGGUGUGGUAUGAUAAAUCCCCUGGCACAGCUGUAACUAAGUUGAGGAUAAAACAGAAGGAAGCUCUGGGUGUGGCUGAGAAAAGAGGAGGAAGGAGAGGGCCUGGAGGCGUUAUUGGUUCUAGCGCUGCCGGUUGUGUUUGUGCUCUCCUAUCAAUAUAUAAUGUUGGUGGUACAGCAUCGGCUGAGCUCUGGAGACUUGGGUUUGUUGCCAGUUUCUGUACUAAACUAAGUGAUACCGUUUCCAGCGAAAUCGGGAAGGCCUUUGGAAAAACAACGUACCUGGUGACAACAUUUAAGGUUGUUCCGAGAGGUACAGAAGGUGCAAUCAGUGUUGAGGGUACUCUUUCUGGAAUUCUAGCAUCUGUGUUUUUCGCAAGUGUUGGUUAUCUUCUUGGGCAGGUGGAUGUACCACAAGUAGCGGUAUGCGUUCUUGCAUCCCAAAUUGCGAAUUAUGGUGAGAGUUAUAUUGGGGCGACAUUACAAGAUAAGGAAGGUUUUGAAUGGCUGAAUAACGAUAUUGUCAAUGUACUGAAUAUCUCCAUCGGUGCCAUAUUGGCUGUUCUAAUGCAGCAUUUGCUCGUGAGUUGGAGCUCUUGAUUUUUCCUUUUGAAUUGAGCUGUGCCUCCGCUCUCAGCAAUUUAUUCUUGUGAAGUAGCUGGCUGUUAUGGCAUUUGUUUCACAUUACCUUUUGCCCAUCUGAAGCAUAAUCAUAGAUUCACAUUUGGGCCGUUUCAUUUUUGUGCAAGCUAUAUACUUUAUUACGCCUUCAGUGUAAAUGUAAAACUUUGUAUAUACACUCAGGAGCUUUUUACCUGUGCUGUUGAUUUAGUGUUUAACUGUGA